GCUAGUUUUGUUUUGACAAGGCGGUGGUCGGUAUUUUUUUUUACUUCGUUCAAACCGCGGUCUUUAUUGCCGUCUCAAAUAUCCAAUUUCGAAUAAAACUCUCUCCCCCUCUCUCUCUCGCCCCCCUCCCUAAUAAAACUCCCCACGGUUUUAUCUUCCGCUCCCAAAUCAAAACCCUAGAUUUGAUAUUUCCGCUCUUUUCUCUCAAUUUGAAGAACAAAUCGAUGUAUAACGGGAUGAUGGAUCCAGAAUUGAUGAGGAUCGCUCAGGAGCAGAUGAGCCGGAUCCCUCCUCAAGAGCUCGCGAAGCUCCAGCAACAGAUGAUGUCCAAUCCUGAGCUUGUAAGAUUAGCAUCAGAAAGUAUGAAGAAUCUGAGGCCUGAUGAUCUGAGGCAUGCUGCAGAGCAGCUAAAACACACAAGAACCGAGGAUAUGGUAGAAAUUGGCGAGCAAGUGGCUAAAGCGAAGCCUGAAGAGAUUGCAGCUAUGAAGGCUCAUGCAGAUGCACAGGUCUCUUAUGAAAUAAGUGCAGCUCAGAUGCUGAAGCAGGAUGGGAACAAGCUCCAUGGCCGUGGAUUAUAUCGUGAGGCUGCUAAUAAAUAUCUUCUUGCAAAAAACAACUUGAAAGGCAUCCUGUCAGCCGAGAUGGGAACUCUUCAGUUGCAGUGUUCUCUUAAUCUAAUGUCAUGUUACCUGAAAACUGGGCAACUCGAAGAGUGCAUCAAGGAAGGUUCAGAGGUUCUGGUAUAUGAUGCAAAUAAUAUUAAAGCUCUUUAUCGCAGAGGUCAAGCAUAUAAAGAACUUGGGAAUUUGGAGGCUGCUGUUUCCGACUUGAGAAAGGCACAUAAAUUUUCUCCAGAAGAUGAGACUAUAGCAGAAGUUUUCAGAGAUGCCAAUAAAAAAUUGAUGGAAGCUAGAGACAAGAAUGCGUCGAGAGGUUUAAUUAUCGAAGAAAUAGAUGAAGAAGAGACCGAUCCAGUACAAUCAGAGAGUGAUAAAAUCUCAUCUUCAGAAUGGUCUUUGUCUGAGCCGGCUGAGGCCAGUGAACUCUCUGAAAAUGGCAGGUCAAACAAUGGAGCUUCUGCUGCUGAUGUUGAGUACUUAAAGAGCUUAAGAGACAGUCCUGAAGCCAUCAGGUCAUUCCAAAAUUAUAUUUCAAAUGCCAAUCCUGAUAAGCUAUCAGCUAUGGGUGUUGGAGGAUUGCCACCUGAUAUGGUUAAAACAGCCUCGGGUAUGAUUGGCAAGAUGAAGCCUGAAGAGCUUCAGAAAAUGCUGGAAGUUGCUUCUUCUUUGAAAGGAAAAGCCCCAAACUUUCCAAAUACUAAUGGAGAUGGAUCAAAGUUCGGUUCACAAAUGCCAGAGAUGACGCCAGAAAUGAUUAAGAUGGCAUCUGAUAAUAUGAGCAAGAUGCCUCCUGAAGAGCUUCAGAAGAUGCUUGAAAUUGCCUAUUCGAUGAAUGUGAGCAGCACAAAUGCUGCAUCUGAUGGCAGCAUUCAGAGAUCAGAGAGUAGGUUAAGUUCACAAAUUCCAGAAAUGACACCUGAAAUGGUUAAGAUGGCUUCUGACAGGAUGAGCAAUAUGUCCCUUGAAGAGGUUCAAAAGAAGUCUGAAAUUGUGUCUUCAAUGAAUCUUAAUGGUUUUCCUUCAAACUCCACAUCAGAAAAUACCACCCAGAGAUCUGAAAGUGGAUAUCAAGCAUCAACUGCUGAAGGAAGUCAUACUAUGGACCACCUUGAUGCAAGAGAAAGUAGUUCUGAUACAUUGUUUUCCAAUUCAAGAAAUGCUCAGGCGUCAUCUAGCCAUCCAGGUUCAUCUGCUGAUUUGCAGGAAACUUUGAGAAAUUCAAUGAAAGACCCAGCAAUGCGACAGAUGUUUACAUCUAUGAUGAAAAGCAUCAGCCCAGAAAUGAUGGUGAAUAUGAGUGAACAGUAUGGGAUGAAGCUAUCAAAAGAGGAUGCAGCAAAGGCUCACCAGACAAUGUCAUCGUUAUCACCAGAAGAACUGGAUAAAAUGAUGCGGUGGGCAGAAAGAGCACAGCGAGGUGUUGAAACAGUAAAGAAAACAAAGAAUUGGUUGCUGGGAAAACCUGGAUUAAUCCUCGCAAUCGUUAUGUUGAUCCUAGCCUUCAUCUGUCAGCGACUUGGCUUUUUUGGCGGAUAAGUGCUCAUGUCGCUAUAAUUUUACAAAUCUCGCCAUUCAGAUGAGCAGUCCCAUAUGAAUUAUAUUGGAAUUUUCGGUUAUCUAUGUUCUUUACCGACGCAGGAGCUGAUAGCCUGAUAUGAACCACAAAACAAUUGAUGGGACUGAAUACAUGCUUUAUAAAGUUUAUGACUGUAUAGUUAGAAGACUACACAGACUGAGGGAAAGAUUAGAGAUAUGUUUUCAUGAUAUGUUUAUAUUGCUGGUUUAUUAAUUUCAAGGAAAAUUGUUUUGUUUAUCAGACUGGCGUUUUUUGUAUUAUAUUAUAUAUUAUUAUUAUGGUGUUUUCCCA
Messenger RNA from Asparagus officinalis (garden asparagus), 2490 nucleotides. RefSeq names its product outer envelope protein 61-like. The record is from RefSeq and is a predicted model, not a curated record. Bases 225 to 2159 code for a protein of 644 amino acids. The transcript has 11 exons. NCBI's taxonomy places the organism in Eukaryota, Viridiplantae, Streptophyta, Magnoliopsida, Asparagales, Asparagaceae. Gene Ontology annotation, molecular function: protein binding.